GUCCCGGCGAGAGGUGGAGAUCAGGACGCGGGAGAGUCAGGGUCCGAGCGACUGAGGCGCUGUGAUUUCCCCCCAGCCACGCGGGUUCCGCCGAGUUCGUGCAUGUCCAGAAUGGGGCUCUGCACCGUCUGGUAUUUGUCGCUCCUCAGCAGUCUCAUCCAAGUGUCCUUAGCAGAAAAAGACUUCUUCACAUCCAUUGGCCAGAUGACUGAUCUGCUUUACACGGAGAAGGACCUGGUCACGUCACUGAAAGAUUAUGUCCAGGCCGAGGAGAGUAAACUGGAGAAAAUCAAAAAGUGGGCCGACAAGCUGGACUCUCUCUCGGCCACGGCUACGCAGGACCCUGAGGGAUUCCUGGGACAUCCCGUGAACGCCUUCAAGCUGAUGAAGAGGCUGAAUACGGAGUGGGCUGAACUGGAGAGCCUGGUGCUUAAGGACAUGACUGAUGUGUUCAUCUCCAACCUCACCAUCCAGAGGCAGUACUUCCCCACCAACGAGGACCAGACGGGUGCGGCCAAGGCACUACUGAGGUUGCAGGACACUUACCAGCUGGACACCAAUACUAUCUCCACUGGAAACCUGCCUGGUGUGACUUACAGGAGCACCAUGACAGCAGAGGAUUGCUUUGAGCUGGGCAAGAUCGCCUACACCGAGGCAGAUUACUACCACACGGAGCUGUGGAUGGCCCAGGCUCUGAAGCAGCUGGAUGAGGGAGAGGAGUCUGCUGUGGACAAGGUCACUGUGCUGGACUACCUUAGCUAUGCCAUCUAUCAGCAGGGCGAGAUGGAGAGGGCCCUGGAGCUCACCAAUAGGCUGCUUGAAAUAGAUCCUGAUCAUCAGCGGGCCAACAGCAACGUGAAGUACUUUGAGUACCAGCUGAAGAAGCAGCAUCAAGAAGAGAGCGAGAAGGCAAUGAAGGGUCAAGAGAAAAGGGAGAAGAGAGCACCAAAGACCAAGAGGAAGCGUACCAAUGACCCCCUUCCUGAGAGGAACAGAUACGAGCAGUUGUGUCGCGGAGAGGGUGUCAAGCUGACUCCUCGCAGGCAGAGUCGCCUGUUCUGCCGUUACUUCGACAAUGGACGCAGCCCACGCUACCUGCUAGGCCCUGUGAAGCAGGAAGACGAGUGGGAUAGCCCUCGCAUUGUCCGUUACCACGACAUAAUCUCCGAGAGUGAGAUUGCGACGGUCAAGGAGCUGGCCAAGCCCAGGCUGCGGAGAGCCACCAUCUCCAACCCCGUCACUGGUGUGCUGGAGACCGCCCACUACAGGAUCAGCAAGAGGCGUGCCACCGUGCAUGACCCCCAAACUGGGGAGCUCACCACCGCCCAGUACAGAGUCUCCAAGAGUGCUUGGUUGACUGCCUACGAGCACCCGGUAGUGGCGAAAAUCAACCAGCGCAUCGAGGACAUAACAGGCCUCAAUAUGGACACAGCUGAGGAGCUGCAGGUAGCAAAUUAUGGUGUGGGUGGGCAGUACGAGCCUCACUUUGAUUUUGGACGGAAAGAUGAGCCAGAUGCCUUCAAGGAGCUGGGCACAGGAAACCGCAUUGCUACUUGGCUCUUUUAUAUGAGCAAUGUUACAGCAGGGGGCGCCACAGUCUUCCCAGAUGUGGGUGCUGCAGUUUGGCCAAUCAAGGGCACAGCCGUGUUCUGGUACAACCUGUUUGCCAGUGGUGAGGGUGACUACAGCACGCGGCAUGCAGCCUGCCCCGUCCUUGUGGGCAACAAGUGGGUAUCAAAUAAAUGGAUCCAUGAGCGCGGGCAGGAGUUCAGGCGGCCCUGUGGUCUAACCGAAGUGGAAUGAUAAGAGGGGGGACCUCUUCCUCUUCCUCAAAGCCCCCAGGACCCCAGUUCCUCCACUCUGCACGCAAGGCUGUGAAUUCUCCAUCUGCUGUCCCUCUCCCUGCCCGAGGCCAGGACCAGCGUGUCAUCCUUUUGCUUUGCCCCUCUCUUUUCUUCACUAACAUCUGUAGAUGUUGUCCCUGCAGGCUCAUUGUAUUUUGCGGUUAUAUCCAUUCUGCAGUUAUUAGAUCUGAGCUCUAUGGAACCUGCAGGUAUGUUUUUCAUGCUGUCAGUCAACCCCAGCUCAAGUAUGUAGUCACCUAAGUGACCCAACAUGGACAUGUUUUUGAGACUUUAUGCUGCUCACCACUGCCUCAAGCUAUGUGCCUUGAACAAAUUUCCCAAAAUCCUUUGCUCUGGUCCUUCCUUCUAUGGCUCCCGAUCCUCAAAGGACUUUGACUUGGCACUAAAUUUGGGGUGACAUAAACCUCCCUCCAGGGGCCAGUACAGGCACUCUGUAUCUCUUUGUCCUGCUCCGAUUCAGCCCUUCUGCCAUUUGUCUGACUAUAAACCUCAAAGCCUUUUUCUUCUUCUUCUUCUCCAUCAUGUUGUGCUGAGACACAUGUUCGCAUAUAUGUUUACUGGGAUUUCCUGGCAUACACCCCUCAAAUCCUUACAUGAUCCCUACCCCAUGUUCAGCCAGGCUUUUUAAACAUUUUUAAAUUUGUGAAGUUUUACAUUUCAGUGUAGGAAGGAAAACACUGCCUUUGCUGCAGACACACGUCUGCCUUUAAAAAGAUGGUCAGAAGCAGCUGUUCCUACUCUUGAUCCUCAUGUUCGACUUUGCUCCAGAAAAAGCAUCUUGUAAGAUGUCUCUUCAUUUAUGCUUCAUUGGUGUUCGUAGUUCCAAUAUUCACUCCAGAGGUAACUGUUCGGCAUUCCUUGGUACUUUAAUGGUGGUCUAGUCGGAUUUCACUAAGAAAGGUCACUGGGAACAGGCUUCUGCAGAUUUUGUGAAACGCGUUUGGAUGGUGGCUGUGUGGAAGUGUCAUUCCUGUUCUUAUACACAGACUGUGCUGUUUGUCCUCUGGUAUUCCUGGGAACUCUGUGGGAGAAUGAUGCUAUUUAUAUAUUGUGACAUUCUGUCUUUUGUGGGGAUAUUUCUGGACAUGUUUAAUGUUUUCUAUAAAAUAAAUUGUUACUGAGAA
This is a messenger RNA of Scleropages formosus (Asian bonytongue), 2989 nucleotides long. It is a transcript of the gene p4ha1b, whose product is annotated as prolyl 4-hydroxylase, alpha polypeptide I b. Gene Ontology annotation, biological process: peptidyl-proline hydroxylation to 4-hydroxy-L-proline. Gene Ontology annotation, molecular function: L-ascorbic acid binding; procollagen-proline 4-dioxygenase activity; iron ion binding. The record is from RefSeq and is a predicted model, not a curated record. Gene Ontology annotation, cellular component: endoplasmic reticulum. The coding region runs from base 103 to 1803 and encodes 566 amino acids. The transcript is spliced from 16 exons. Lineage: Eukaryota; Metazoa; Chordata; Actinopteri; Osteoglossiformes; Osteoglossidae.